Molecule: messenger RNA, 2527 nt
Organism: Vombatus ursinus (common wombat)
Lineage: Eukaryota; Metazoa; Chordata; Mammalia; Diprotodontia; Vombatidae
Gene: NCAPH2
Product: non-SMC condensin II complex subunit H2
Exons: 20
Coding region: 377-2158 (593 amino acids)
Biological process (GO): meiotic chromosome condensation; mitotic sister chromatid separation
Cellular component (GO): condensin complex; nucleus
Molecular function (GO): chromatin binding
Source: RefSeq, a predicted model, not a curated record
CUACAAGGGCCACCAGGAACCAGGCCAAACCCCUCCCCCCAUCAGGAAAGAACUCCUCUAUGACCCCAGCCUAAGGUGUCAGAGCGCCUGCCAGUCUGGGCUACCUGCAGCUAGAGUACUCCAUGGAAAAACAAACAGGCCCAACCUUCUGGCACCAGCUCCCCACAGAAGCCCUGGCUCCCAUCCCUGGCCCCCUUCCUCAGGCAAGGAAGGCCCAGCCCCUAUUUCUUCCUCCCUCCUGCACUAACCAUGAUGUUCCUUGGAGCUAAGGAAUUCCCAAUCUGGUCUCCUACAGCUCCAAGGACCUUCCACUACUGGCCCAGAAGCUGCUGGGGAAUGACCCCCUCUAGGACACACAACCUCCUCAAAACCGGGAAUGGAGGAGCAUGUCCAGCCUGGCCACUUACCACUGGAAGUACAAGAACACCUGUCCCACCUGCAGGAAGACAGAAAGCUGGACCAGAUCUGCAUUUCUUUUGAUGAAGGCAAAACUACCAUGAACUUCAUUGAGGCUGCGCUGCUGAUCCAGGGCUCUGCCUUUGUCUACAGUAAAAAGGUGGAGUACCUCUACUCGCUGGUCUACCAGGCUCUGGAUUUCAUCUCAGGCAAAAAGCGGAACAAGCAGGCCACGUCUGUGCAGCCAGAUGGGCAGAAUGCCGACGACAGCAGCGGAGCCCACCCCGAACCUGAGGAAGAGUUUCUGUCCCUUGAUGACCUCCCCGACUCCCGGGCAAACAUAGACCUGAAGAACGACCAGUCUCCCAAUGCAGUGCCUGUCAUCCCCUUGGUGCCCAUGGCCCUGGUGCCCCCUGACGAAGAGGAAAAGAAGAGCAGCCCACUGUAUAGCCGCCGAGGGGAGGUCCUGGCCAGCCGCAAGGAUUUCCGGAUGAACACAUCCACCCCCCAUCCCAGCGGGGCCUUCCUGCUGGAGCCAGGAGGCCUGUCCCCAAUGGAGCAGAUACUGCCGAGGACCCAGCUAGAUGCCGAGAGGCCUGAGGAAAUGCCCAUGGACGUCUCUGUGUGCAUGUCCCCGGCCCCAGUGCUCAACUUCUCCCAGGAGGACGAUGAGAAGCAAGAGGCAGCACUACCUGAAGGUGAGGAAGAGGUGGGAGGAGACUUGCUCCUUGACCCAGAGGCCCCUGAGGCCUGUCCAGAGUCCCCAGAGCCGGAGACCCAGCAGCAGGGUGCCCUGGAGUCGAGGAAGUGCACACACCAGGGUACGACCCCGGCCGCCACCCCCUGCCCAUCGUGGCAACAAAAGGAGCCCCCAGACCCCUGGCGGAGCCUGGACCCCUUUGACUCCCUGGAGGGCAAGCCCUUCAAGAAAGGGAGCCCUUACUCUUUGCCACAGCAUUUGGAGGAGACCACAUCUGGCAAACGCAAAAGGAAGACCUCCACCAGACUCCAGGGGUUUCACGAGUGGUACCUGGCUGCUUAUAGCGGCUGUGGUAGCUCCCAGAAACCUCGGCACAGAGGCCCCACAUUUGCAGACCUAGAAGCCCUCUACUGGAAGCGUGUCAAAGAGCAGGCGGAUGCCCUGCGCAAGCUGCGGAGGGGAGAGGUGGCGGAGCAGCAGCUGGCCAAGGCCCAGGAAGGACUGUGGGCCCUAGAAGAGGAGCGAGUGGAGGAGUCCCCGGAGCACCUGGGAGGAGGAGACAGCUUCUUGGAGCUGGAGGAUGUGGAGCCCGCGGAGCCGCUGGAAGGCGUUCCAGAGCCAGAGGCCAUUGCUCCGCUGAGCUACGAGGAGUUGGUCCAGAGAAACGUGGAAUUAUUUAUCGCCAACUCUCAGAAGUACGUGCAUGAGACGGAGCUGUCUCAGCGCAUCCGAGAUUGGGAGGACACCAUCGGGCCCCUGCUCCAGGAACAGGAGGAACACGUUCCUUUCGACAUCCACAAUUACGGGGACCAAGUGGUAGCGAGCUUUCGGCAGCUCAACGAGUGGUGUCCCUUCGCGGAGCUGGUGGCCGGCAAGCCCGCCUUCGAGGUGUGCCGCUCCAUGCUGGCCUCCCUGCAGCUGGCCAACGACUACACGGUGGAGAUCGCCCAGAAGCCAGGGCUCGCGGAGGCUGUGGACACCAUGUCCCUGAGGCUUCUCACCCGCCAGCGAGCCCAUGAGCGCUUCCAGACAUACACGGCCCCCUCCAUGGCCCUGCCCUGACUGUGGGGAGCAGCUGCUUGAGAGAGACACUGUGUGUGUAUGUGCGUGUGUGUCCGGGCUCCCCCCGACAGCUGUUUUUUUUCCAUGUUUUGUCUAAAUUUGUCUCCUGCCCUCCCCCUCCCUUGGCAACCCUGAAGCAGGGGAGGCUUUGCGUCUUGGCAGGUGCCUAGAUGGUGCCAGGGGACUUGGGGGCCUGGUGACCAGGGCCCGCCCCCCCUUCCCCCAUAGCCAGCCAUCUCAGCCCUAGUCCAGAGCUCUGUGGGCCCUUCAAGGUUGUGUUUGUACAACGAAUCUGUUUAUUUCCCACGCCCAUGUUGAGCGACGUGUCGAGCAUCGUUAUCAUAGAAUAAAUGUGUCUGGUCGACCAGA